AUGCCCGCCACAGUAACCUCGCGCGCCCGCGAGCCUAAAAAAUCGAGGAAUCGCGACAGCGCCCCACCCGCAAAGAAAACCAAGCUCACGCAAUCGCCCGCAACGACCCGCCAAAACACGCUCAAGGCGCUAGUCAACGGCACCUCUGAGAAGCCAACAGCCAGAAUCAAUGGGGUCAAGAAUGCGCGCAAAGACCGUGUCGACGAGGCUACGGCUGUAGUGGCUGGAGGCCAGGCAGGCCAUGGUGACGUCGACAUGGAGGACGCCGCGAACCCAGUCAUUGAAAUCAGCAGCGCCGAAGAGGAGAGCGAGCAGGACAGUGCCGACUCUGGCUCAGAGCACGACGAGAAUGAAGACGACGACGAUAAGGCCGCCCCUGCGGUAAAUGGGAAUGGGCACAUGGACGAAGAGGAGGGCGUAGAGCAAGAAGAACUUUCCUUUGGAGAUCGGUUACGCGCACAAGACCCCGAGCCCGUGCAAGAAUCGCGCAUCGUCGACGUCGAGUCCGCUUUCGUAGGUGCCAAUCCCGAGUCUCGCGCGUUGGCGACUGCAGCACAUAGCCGACCACUCUCUGCACAAAAUGCCUCGUCGCUAGGCACUGUUCUCACCCAAGCUCUGCGCACAAACGAUACCGAGCUCCUCGAAUCCUGCUUGCGCGUCGUCGAUGUCGACACCAUCUAUGCCACUAUCGAGCGUCUGCCGUCACCCCUAGUAGCAACCCUGCUGCAAAAGCUUGCUGAGCGCUUGCACAAGAAGCCUGGACGCGCUGGCAUGCUCAUGGUAUGGGUGCAGUGGUCUCUCGCCGCACACGGUGGAUAUCUCGCCAGUCAGCCACAGCUAGUCAAGCGCCUCACAACCCUAAACAAGGUCCUGAAGGAACGCGCCAGUGGACUGCAACCCCUGCUUUCACUCAAGGGACGCCUAGACAUGCUGCAAGCCCAGCUUGAGCUACGGAAACGGAACCACAGAAGAACAGCCAUCGAUGACGAGGAUGAGGCCGUCAUCUACGUCGAGGGAGAAGACGACUACGUUUCCUCGGUAGAAGGCGAUGAUGAAGUCGAUGAGGCAGCGCCCGGGUUGCAGAAGCGGACACGGCAAGAUCUCGAAGACGACGACGAGAGCUCGCUUGACGAGAUGCCGACCACAAUGGAAGUCGACGAGGACGAGGAUGAGGGAACCGACGACUCGGAAGGCCUCAUUGACGAUGAAGCGGAAGAGACGGAUGACGAUAUCGGCGACAACUUAUCCGAGCCCGUAAGCGAUGAUCUAGAUGACGGAGAGGGCGUAUCGGAAAGCGAAGAAGAGGCGAAACCGGCCAGACGUUCUACCGCGGCUCGCUCUGGCCUGAGGAGUCGGCGUUGA
Cucurbitaria berberidis CBS 394.84 is the source of this 1362-nucleotide messenger RNA. Its product is annotated as NUC189-domain-containing protein. Gene Ontology annotation, cellular component: nucleolus. The transcript has a single exon. NCBI's taxonomy places the organism in Eukaryota, Fungi, Ascomycota, Dothideomycetes, Pleosporales, Cucurbitariaceae. The record is from RefSeq and is a predicted model, not a curated record. Gene Ontology annotation, biological process: maturation of SSU-rRNA from tricistronic rRNA transcript (SSU-rRNA, 5.8S rRNA, LSU-rRNA). Bases 1 to 1362 code for a protein of 453 amino acids.